Punctularia strigosozonata HHB-11173 SS5 is the source of this 2131-nucleotide messenger RNA. Its product is annotated as cholinesterase. The transcript has 7 exons. Bases 79 to 2130 code for a protein of 683 amino acids. Lineage: Eukaryota; Fungi; Basidiomycota; Agaricomycetes; Corticiales; Punctulariaceae. The record is from RefSeq and is a predicted model, not a curated record.
GCCCUCCAGGCCCUCUUUAUAGAUGCCUUCGUCAACGUCCUGCCUGUACUCGUCGCGUAUGUGUGUCUGACUCCCGAGAUGAUUGCAUCGCUUGCGUCCUGGCUGCUGUCUCUGACCGUUGUCGUGGCCGCGACGCCCUCUCCGAAAACGCUCUCAAGCUCGCUCACCUUUCUUUACCAGAAUGAUCUCAACUGGACUAGCGCCACGGACCACGCCGGCGCCAUCCUCAUCGAACCUCGGAAUAACCAGGCUGCAAUUUCGGCAUGCGCGGCGCUCAGCGAAAACUUGCUCUCGGCCAAUGGACCUCACUUCGUCUCAGACGUGACGUCCCUCUUGUCGUACCUCGCAUUCCAGGACCAUUACCCCGCGGAACAAGAAUACUGGAUCGCCUCCCCCUCCGCGAAGACUUGCAGGACCGUUACGAAGGGGGCCAAAGUACAAACAACGUCGUGCCAGAAGACGCUUCCCGCGUUGUGUUCCCAGAGCGCGCCUUACCGUCCUGCUAGCGACCAGGACAAAGAUCCCAAAUGGCGAGUCACUGUGAGCGCGGAAGACUUAACGGUGACAGGGUACCGCGACCACCUCUCCUUCCGCUUCCUCGGCCUCCCAUACGCGAACACUCCGGAGCGGUUCACUUACUCUACGCUAUACUCAGGGUCACGAAAAGACCUUAACGCGACCGACUACGGGUCCCAAUGCGUCCAAGCCGGUAGCACCUCCGGGAGCGAGGACUGCCUCUUCCUCAACAUUUUCACGCCCUUCAUCCCCAAGGCCGGAACACCGUUAUCCACGCUGAAACCCGUCAUGUUCCACAUUCACGGCGGCGCGUUCACUGGUGGGACCGGGAACGAUGCGACCUUCGACGGCGGCGCGCUUGCCUCCCGGGGCGACGUCGUCGUGGUCGACAUCAACUACCGCCUCUCCACCCUCGGCUUCCUCGCCCUCCCCGACGGCACCACCAACGGCAACUUCGGGAUCGGCGACAUGACCGUCGCCCUCGCUUGGGUGCAAAGGUACAUAUCCGCGUUCGGCGGCGAUCCGGCGAGGGUCACGAUACUGGGACAAUCGGCGGGCGCGGCGGCGACGAGGGCCCUGCUCGCGAGUCCGGAGGCGAUCGGGAAGUUCGCGGCGGCGAUUCCAAUGAGCAAUCUGGUGGGGGAGAACUAUGCGACGACGUACUCGCUCUACUACACCAUUCCGCAGUUGCAGCCUGUGGCGGUAGACCCGAUAUUGGCCGCGACCGGGUGCAACGAAACCGACUCCGCUGCUGUCCUAAUGUGCCUUCGCAAGGUCGACGCGAACACGUUGGUCAACCUUCCCACUGUCGCUCGAUUCGUCGUGAUUGAUGGCAAAUAUGUCACGUCCAAGCAGCUCCCUGUUGACGGUUCCAGUCCUGCCGCACAUGUGCCCGUUGUGAUGGGAUUCAUGCGUGACGACGGCGCUGCCUUCAUCGGAUACCCGCAAAAUACCAACAUCACCUCUAACAUUGCCAGCGUUCUGUCGAGCCCCUCCCCGUCCGAGGUUGAAGCCUCCGGGCUCUUCCCUGUCCCUUCUGGCACGAACGCGACGCUGGACGUGUUCAAUGUCACCGCGCGAAUCACGACCGACGUCGAGUUCCGCUGCCUUGACCAGGCUGCCGCCAUCUCCGCCCUCAACCACGACGUCUUCCCGAAAAUUUGGUUCUACCAGUUCGAUCGGUCGUACCAAACGCCCGGGUUUGACCCGAACGCGCCCGUGUGCGAUGCGCCCAUCGAUGCCGCGCACCCUCAUGGCGAUCCGUCGAAAGAGUACUUCAAGUGUCACUCCGGCGAGCUGUACUUUGUCUGGGGCACGUUGGGCCAAUUCCAGCUGCCCUUCCGCGACGAUAACGACCUUCCAUUCUCCCAGCUAGCGGCAGACACGUGGUCCGCCUUCGCGCGCGAGCACGAUCCUAAUCCGUCGACGGCGUACCUGAAAGCUCGCGGGUACACGAGCACGCUCGCGCUCGUGGAGAAAGCGGGAGAAUGGAAACCUCUUACGAAAGGGAACGAUAGGGCGCUCCGGAUCAUGGACAUGCCACCUCGGACGGCCAGUUUCCAGGACGAGGCUCAAUGCAAGUUCCUCGGACUCCCCUUCAAUUACUACGGUUGAC